AUGCAGAUUCCUUCGUCACGCCGGCGGCCGGCCGCUGCUACUGUGCUCGCGACGUGUCUAGCGGUUGUGGCCACGGUGGUGUUGGUGCCCGGUGCGCACGCCGCUACUUCAUCUUCAGGACAACCGGCAGAUGAUGGUGUUGUUGCUGCUGCCGCGCCUGUCGAAGUGGGAGGAGUCGAUGGCGGGCAUCAUCAGCAAGCUGGAUUCAUUGGUCAGGAGCACCAGCAGCAGCAACAUGCGCUGGGUGGCAACGUCGGCCACGAAGAGACGAGUGGAGAUGUCGAUGAUGGCGAAACAGUGCAACAUGCGACUGGGAAGAGGAAGAAGCGGAAGAACAUUGUCGUCAUCCUUACUGACGACCAGGACCUGACGAUGGAUUCGCCCGAGUAUAUGCCCUUGUUGAAGGAGCAUAUAAUCGAAAAGGGAAUCACGUUUCGAAAUCACUUCACAUCGACCGCCAUCUGCUGCCCAUCAAGAGUGUCUCUAUGGACAGGAAAGCUGCCGCAUAACACAAAUGUCACGGACGUGAGCCCUCCGCACGGCGGCUACCCAAAGUUUGUCGCCCGGGGCCUCAACGAAAACUACCUGCCCGUCUGGCUCCAAGCCGCCGGGUACGCGACGUACUACGUGGGCAAGCUCUUCAACGCGCACACCAUCAAGAACUACAACUCUCCGUUCCCAGCGGGCUGGACCGACAACGAAUUCCUGCUGGAUCCGGGCACAUACUCGUACCUCAACCCAAUCUUCCAGCGAGGAAAGGAGGAGCCCGUGCAGCAUCGUGGGACGCACACCGCAGAGCUCACGGCCGAGAAGGCGCUCGGGUUCCUGAAGGAGGCCUUGGAUGCAAGGAAAGCCGAGGAGGAACAUGGGGAAGAGAAGCCGUUCUUCCUCGCGGUGGCGCCGAUUGCGCCCCAUACCAACUUCGAGAGGAAGCAGGGCAUUGGCGGCGGGCCGUUCAUGACGGAGCCGAUCCCCCUACCCAAGCAUGAGAAGCUGUUCCCCGACGUGCAGGUACCGCGGACUGACAACUUUAAUCCUGACACUCCCAGCAGUGUCAGCUGGAUCUCCAAGCUGCCAGCCCUCAACGCCUCCUCGGUGGCCUAUCUGGACCACUUCUACCGCCAGCGCCUCCGGUCCCUGCAGAGCGUCGACGAGCUCGUCGACAGCAUCGUGUCGACCCUGCAGGCCGCGGGGGCGCUCGACGACACGUACAUCAUCUACUCGUCCGACAACGGCUACCACGUCGGGCAGCACCGCCUGCCCCCGGGGAAAGAGUGCGCCUUUGAGGAGGACAUCCGCAUCCCGCUGUACAUCCGCGGGCCCGGGGUGAGGGCGGGCUACGAGGAGGAAGGAGUCACGGGCCACGUCGAUCUCGCGCCGACGGUGCUGGAUCUUGCUGGUGUCGAGCUGAGAGGUGAUUUCGACGGGCGGCCCGUGCCGAUUGAGCCUGCUGCUGGACGGGCAGACAGAGAGAUUGAGCAUGACGAGGAUGAGCCAGCGGCCCAUGAGGAUCGUGCGGCCAUUGCUGCCCAGCGCCGCAAGGUUGAGCACGCGAGCGUCGAGUUCUGGGGCAUCGCUCUGGCCGAGGGCGAAGCUGGUGGUUUCGACGGCCAUGGCCGAAUCAUCAUGCCCAACAAUACCUAUAAAGCGCUGCGUGUGCUGGGUGCGGGCUACGACUUGUUCUACUCGGUUUGGUGCAACAACGAGCACGAGUUGUAUGAUCUAGCUACCGAUCCUGGACAGCUGAACAACCUGUACCCCAAAGAGGCGUCUCCGCGGGGCGAUGACGAGAACUCAUCACCGCAAACCAGGUCGAUUCUUAACAACGUCAAGAUCCACCGCGUCAUCAGCCGCCUCGACGCGCUCAUGAUGGUCCUCAAGUCGUGCCAGGGCACCUCGUGCGUGCGGCCGUGGAGCGUACUGCAUCCCGAGGAGGAGGAGGAGGCGUUGCAGGGUGAAGGGCAAGGGCAGCAAGUGCAGACGCUGGCGGACGCGCUGCACGAACAAUACGACGGCUUCUACGCGCAGCAGGCUCAGGUCUCGUUCAACUGGUGCGACGAUGGGUAUCUGAUCGAGGCGGAGGGCCCGCAGCAGGUCAUGCAGUUCCACGAGGAUGGUUAUACCGUGUGGCCGCACUGGACUUGA
Messenger RNA from Microdochium trichocladiopsis, 2145 nucleotides. RefSeq names its product alkaline-phosphatase-like protein. Lineage: Eukaryota; Fungi; Ascomycota; Sordariomycetes; Xylariales; Microdochiaceae. The transcript has 6 exons. The record is from RefSeq and is a predicted model, not a curated record. The coding region runs from base 1 to 2145 and encodes 714 amino acids. Gene Ontology annotation, molecular function: N-acetylglucosamine-6-sulfatase activity; glycosaminoglycan binding.